GCCCUGCGGCGCCAUGAUUUUUGAUUCCAAAUAAGAAAAUCAGUGUCAAGUCGUGUUUGUUUCGUUUUUAACUGUGCUUGUUUCGGUUUUCUGUUUGAAAUGUUUAACUUGAAUCAGAGAGGCUGGAUCAGGGCUUUCGUUAAGUUAGCUAGCAGAUUGCUGCUAGAGAAACAUCAUAAGACACAAGUCAGCUAGCUUUAAACCCGGUAGCUCGAGGUAAAACCUAGCUCCAUGAGUUGGAUAGGAAGCGGGUCCGUCAGCUAUUUGGUCCGGGUAGCCAUCUCACUGUGGCUGAAAUCAUGCUAUUACUCCGUAUUAUAACCCAUCAAUUUCGGUGUCCAGAUUCGGUGGCCUUACUCUUUUAAGCUAUAAACCAAUUUUUCCUUGCCCAACCUACCCAUCAGGGUGUCCGUCUAACAGGUCACAGAUUUUGAUACCGGUCAACGACUUAAGUUCCAGGAAAUCCCGUUGACCUUUCACCCAGUUUUACUCUUCUGUGUUUUUAUGUGGUGUCUGUUUCCCCAACACAAGCUUUAUGUAGCUGUUCAGCCCGUUCAGGAUGCCUGGAUCAGCCCCAAUCAGUUGCUUGGGACCAUGGCCCAAAGAUGUGGGUAUCAUUGCAAUGGAACUGUACUUCCCGGCCCAGUAUGUGGACCAGGCUGAGCUGGAAAAGUUUGACGGGGUGUCAGCUGGUAAAUACACCGUGGGCCUGGGCCAGGCUCGCAUGGGCUUCUGCUCAGACCGCGAAGACAUCAACUCUCUGUGCCUGACUGUGGUCCAGAGACUAAUGGAGAGGAAUGGCUUGUCCUACGACAGCGUGGGUCGACUGGAGGUCGGCACCGAGACCAUCAUUGACAAGUCAAAGUCUGUCAAGACAGUCAUCAUGCAGCUGUUUGAGGACUCAGGCAAUACAGAUGUGGAGGGCAUUGACACCACAAAUGCCUGCUAUGGUGGGACAGCAGCACUCUUCAAUGCUGUCAACUGGGUGGAGUCAAGCUCAUGGGAUGGGCGUUAUGCUUUGGUGGUAGCGGGAGACAUUGCCGUGUACGCCACAGGAAGUGCCCGGCCUACAGGGGGUGCUGGUGCAGUGGCCAUGCUGGUUGGGCCUAAUGCUCCUUUGGCCUUUGAACGAGGUCUGCGAGGAACUCACAUGCAGCAUGCAUAUGACUUCUACAAGCCAGACCUGGUGUCGGAGUACCCUGUGGUGGACGGCAAGUUGUCGAUAGAGUGCUACUUGAGUGCCUUGGACCGCUGCUACUCUGUGUAUCGCAACAAGAUCCACGCACAGUGGCAGAGAGAGGGGUCAGAGAAGCGCUUCAGCCUGGAGGACUUUGGCUAUCUAGUCUUUCACUCCCCGUACUGCAAGCUGGUGCAAAAGUCGUUGGCCAGACUGAUGCUGAACGACUUUCUGAGCCACCCCAGCCCCAACACGGAGACAGGACCCUUCACAGGCCUUGACGCCUUCAGAGAUGUACAGCCAGAAGAGACCUACUUUGACCGCGAUGUGGAGAAGGCCUUCAUGAAGGCCAGUGCAGAUCUGUUUGAGAGGAAGACCAAGCCGUCCCUGCUGAUCUCCAACCAGAACGGAAACAUGUACACCCCUUCUGUCUACGGCUGCCUGACAUCACUCAUUGCACAACACACACCUUCCCAGAUAGCAGGACAGAGGAUUGGAGUUUUCUCCUAUGGUUCAGGAUUUGCUGCUACUCUCUAUUCUCUCCGAGUCACACAGGACCAUACACCCGGAUCUAGUCUGGACAAACUUGUGUCCAGUCUGAGUGACCUUCAGGUCAGACUGGACUCAAGGAAGAAGGUUUCACCUGCCGUCUUCUCUGAGAACAUGAAGCUGAGAGAGGAGACUCACCACUUAGCCAGCUACGUCCCUCGAGGCUCAGUGGAGGAGCUGUUCCCAGGGACAUGGUACUUGACGCGAGUGGAUGACAAACACCGCAGGGAAUACGCCCGCAGGCCUCUGGACCAUGACGUGCCAGCAGAGCCAGAACUUGUUCGCUCCAGCAAUGCCACCGAGCACAUCCCGAGUCCAGCCAAGAAGAUGCCUCGCAUCCCUGCAGCCAACGCAAGCCCUGAGGCUGCCGUCAGCAACUGAGAGCACUCAGCUUACCUCUGAGAGGUAUCAAACUCUACUAACUAGAAAACUCUAGAGGUCAGAAGUAUCACCUCCCAAAUCCUUGUACAUUAAACUUAAUUAGGUCGGAGCAGUGUGUCAAUAAAGUGUUGAGUGGAGGCCUGUGGACAGCUGGAGAUGCUCCUGUGCCCUGCCUGUACCCUUCCCAUCAUCCCCCUGUUGUCCACCUAUAAUACUGUCAGACUCUGUGGUCACAUAUGAAGUUUUCUGUCUAUUUUCAUCACAUUCAUCAUCAUCACUAUUUUCAUCGUUUUGCAUUUUUGCAAAAUGGAUAGUUGUUUAUGAGCACAGGCAUAUGUUUGAGUUAAACAAGCAGACUUCUUCCUGGCAGCUUGCAGCCAUCGACAGGAAGAGGAAAUUAACAUCAUUAAUGUGGCUUCAGGCCUCCUCCUGAGUAAAAGAACAAAGGGAAUUGGGCCUCAACUGUGUUUUUGUAUCAGAGUAGUGCUGCUGCCGCCGCCGUGGUUAGCCAGUGUGAGACAGAGCUCGUACCCCCACUCUGAUGUUUGUGUUCAAUACCUCCGUUUUCUAUGAAGAGAUCUGGUCAGUUUUCUGCAGGAAACUUGCAGUUUCAUCACGUGAGCCUGAGACCAAACAUCAGGAACAGGUGAUGUUCCGCCCAGGAGGCUUCUGCACACACUGGUUGGAGUAGCUGGCACUUUAAACUGCUGUCGACUGCUGUAGCUGAGCUCAUGUAGUCUCAUAUUUAAACAGAGGACCAGUUCUGCUCCAUAGAUACAUGUUAGUUUUUCUAUUUGCCUCUUAGUGCCAAGAAAUGUCUAAACCCACUGAGUGAGUAGCUGCUGCUGUUCUAGGUCAGGUUCGCUUCACCUUCCAAAGUCAUCAACUCUGACUGUUUCAACGUCUGUAGUAAAACAGCUUGAGGAGAUGCACUGCAACCCCAAUGUUGCAGCACACUCUGUAACACUUUAUAUUUUUGUCUGUUGAUGAAACAAGUAGUUGUUUCAUCAAUGAGUAAUUUCUCAGAAUAUGUCUGAUAAUGGUUUCAUCAUUUAACCAGGCAAAAAAAUGUCCAUCAUUCUCUGGUUUAAGCUUCUCAAUAGAAAAAAAGUCUGCCUAUUUAAAAUAAUAGUAAACUGAAUCUCUUUGGGGUUUUGACUGUUGGUCGUGCAAAGCUAGAUGUCACCUAGGAUUCUUUAGCUGGAUAUUUUUUUUUUUU
This is a messenger RNA of Xiphias gladius (swordfish), 3326 nucleotides long. It is a transcript of the gene hmgcs1, whose product is annotated as 3-hydroxy-3-methylglutaryl-CoA synthase 1 (soluble). The transcript has 10 exons. Gene Ontology annotation, molecular function: hydroxymethylglutaryl-CoA synthase activity. NCBI's taxonomy places the organism in Eukaryota, Metazoa, Chordata, Actinopteri, Istiophoriformes, Xiphiidae. Bases 560 to 2107 code for a protein of 515 amino acids. Gene Ontology annotation, biological process: acetyl-CoA metabolic process. The record is from RefSeq and is a predicted model, not a curated record.